AUUCCAGGGCUCCUGAGCUGCUAGGCCUAGGGGAGAGUUAGGUGCUGCUGAGGGCUCUGCCUCCUACCUGAUCCUGACUGUAGGAGCCUCCAGGACUACAGGCCAGGAGGGGCUGGUGGGAGCAUUCCCCACAGAAGGCAUCAUGGGCUGCGGGAAGCGGGCCAAGUGGGCGCUUGCCGGCAGUGCCAGCGUGGCUCUGGUGUUUGCCAUCGGAAUGGUCCUGGGCUUCACUCUGCAGCGGCGCAUCCCGCCAGGCUGUGAGCAGGAUGCGGCCUGCCGCCCCGACACGGACAUGCUGGACUACCUGCUGAGCCUGGGCCAGAUCAGCCGCCGGGACGGCCUGCUGGUCACCUGGUACCACGCGGCCAACAGUCAGGAAGAGUUGGGAGCUGCCCUGAGUGGUGACACCAUGGUCCUGGAGGCUGACGUCACCGUAGAAGGACUCAACACAGCCAAUGAGACAGGGAUCCCCAUCAUGGCCCACCCACCGGCCAUCUACAGUGACAACACGCUGCAGCAGUGGCUGGAGGCCGUGCUGGCCUCUUCCCAGAAGGGCAUCAAACUGGACUUCAAGAGCCUCAAGGCUGUGGGCCCCUCCCUGGACCUCCUGCGGCAGCUGACAGAGGCCGGCAGAGUGCAGAGGCCCGUGUGGAUCAAUGCCGACAUACUGAGGGGCCCCAACGUACCCAUCUCAGUCGAGGUCAAUGCCACGCAGUUCCUGGCCCUGGUGCAGGAGAAGUAUCCCGAGGCCACCCUGUCCCUGGGCUGGACCACUCUCUACACGCCCCUGCUGUCCAACAGAACGUACACCCGGGCCAUGGUGGAGAAGAUGCAGGAGCUGACAGGAGCGCUACCGCAGAGGGUCACCUUCCCUGUGCGGGCCGUCAUGGUGCGGGCCGCCUGGCCCCACUUCAGCUGGCUGCUAGGCCAGUCCGACAGGUACAGCCUGACACUGUGGCAGGGCGCCUCGGACCCCGUAUCAGUCGACGAUCUCCUCUACAUCCGGGACAACAGUGCCACCCACCAAGUCUACUAUGACCUCUUCGAGCCUGUCCUGUCGCAGUUUAAAGAGCUGGCCUUGAAUGCCACACGGAAGCGAAUGUACUACACCGGGGGCAGCCUGGUCCCUCUUCUGCAGCCACCCGGGGGUGAUGGUCUGGGCGUGGAAUGGCUGGUUCCCGAUGUCCAGGACACCAGAAUGCCAACAGUUACACUCCCAGAUGGAGAAGGCAUGAUUCUGCUGAACGUCGGCCUCCAGGGAACUGCAACUGGGGACCCCGUGCCUGUGGUGCGUGCCCCAGGGGGCCCUGCCCUGACGCUGGAGUCCUGCCUGCUGCAACUGGCCACGCGCCCUGGCCGCUGGGGCGUCCAUCUGCAUGUGGCGGAGCCUACAGCCCUCCGGCCUUCCCUGGCCCUGCUGGCUCACUUCUCCACCCUUGGCUUCCUGCCUCGACCUGUGUGGGUCGGGGCCACAAUCUCCCACGGGAGUUUUAUGGUCCCUGGCCACGUGGUCGGCAGAGAGCUGCUUACAGCCGUGGCUGAGGUCUUCCCCCACGUGACCGUGGCACCGGCCUGGCCUGAGGAGGUGCUGGGCAGUGGGUAUGGGGAGCAGCUGCUCACAGACAUGCUGGAACUGUGCCAGGGGCUCUGGCAACCCGUGUCCUUCCAGCUGCAGGCUGGGCCGCUGGGCCGGAGCAGAGCUGGAGUGGUGGCCGGGCUGCUGGCAGCCUCUCCCCGGGCCACCGUCACCGUGGAGCAGAGCCCUGCCGAGGGCAGCUACACAGCCGCACGGGCAGUGCUGCUGUCGGCCAGGGCUGUGGACAGCACCCGAGUCUACUUCAGGCUGCCCCGGGGGUUCCGCAAGGACUUGCUGGCAGACGUUGGCAGAAACUGACCAUCCAGGGGUGCUUGGCUGGGGGACCUGGGGUCAAGGCCUCCUGGGGGGAGGCGAGAAGAAAUAAAUGUCUGCCUUCCUCCGGGCACUGCACACGUUCCUUGGGA
This is a messenger RNA of Tupaia belangeri chinensis (Chinese tree shrew), 2001 nucleotides long. RefSeq names its product family with sequence similarity 151 member A (gene FAM151A). NCBI's taxonomy places the organism in Eukaryota, Metazoa, Chordata, Mammalia, Scandentia, Tupaiidae. The transcript is spliced from 8 exons. The record is from RefSeq and is a predicted model, not a curated record. The coding region runs from base 143 to 1894 and encodes 583 amino acids.